Cyclopterus lumpus (lumpfish) is the source of this 2622-nucleotide messenger RNA. It is a transcript of the gene shld2, whose product is annotated as shieldin complex subunit 2. The transcript is spliced from 11 exons. Gene Ontology annotation, biological process: regulation of double-strand break repair via homologous recombination. Lineage: Eukaryota; Metazoa; Chordata; Actinopteri; Perciformes; Cyclopteridae. Bases 114 to 2438 code for a protein of 774 amino acids. The record is from RefSeq and is a predicted model, not a curated record. Gene Ontology annotation, cellular component: nucleus; site of double-strand break.
CCUGGCUGUAGCCGCGGUGCCGCAGCAGCAACGCGGCGGGAGCGGCGUGGACGGAGCCCCCCGAGCCCAGGGCGCGGCCCGCUCCCCGGGUGAGAAUCUCUCCGAAGUACCGCAUGAGCGAGCGGCCGAAGGUCCACGUCUUCCUGGGGGCUCCUGCUGCCUCCUCCGGCCCAGAAGAGGAGUCGGCAGCUGGGCCGGAGGGAGACACCUGGAGCUGGAGACACCUGGAGCUCACCUGGCAGGGGGGACGCCUGAGGCCUGCCACAACUGAGGCGUUCAGGGACCCAGAGAACGAAGCUGGAAACCUUCUGACGGAGGAACGAACCGGCCGAGAGCACGAAGAAGCCGAUCGGUGCUCGUUGAGGUCCCAUGACUCCGCCCCUAAAGCUGAUUGGACCACAGAAGCGUCAUCUGGACGUGAAUUUAACUCCGUCCAGGAAGAUCAGUGUUCGGCUUCAGUUCAUGAGUAUCUGGACAGCUGUUUCCCUGCAGCUCAACCCGAACCGGUAAAACCCGAACCAGAGCCUCCGUCAGCUGGCGGCCCUCCUCUGUCCACCCAGACUCAGUACCUCACCACCUGGACUCUGAGUCAGGUAUUAAUCCUGAAAGGAAGGAGUGGCGUCCAAUCAGCAACCAUUCCUGAGAAAACCCCGCCUCCUCAAACCCCACCCAAGAACACCCAAACGCCUCCAUCCGCCUCCUCCAGCACGCCGGAGCUCUUCAGCCCCGUGACCCCGUCACCCGGGGCUUCCACCGAGCUCUCCGGCCGACCCUGCCCGACCCCGAGGGCUCAGGAAGGGGGCGUUGUGGUUGAAGCUACCGCACACGGGGUGCUCUGCUCCCAGGUGUCCGAGCAACAGGAGGCCAGGACCCCCCAAGACUCUUCUUCUAAACCCCCCGAUUUCAAGAAAGCUAGAAUCUCAGUAAAGCUCAGGACCGAAGAGGCCGCCACCGGCACUACCACAACUACAACCACAGCCGGGCUCCAGGGUACCACCACACUUCUGAUCCGGUGUGACAAGCGGGGGGUUCGGCACUCGGUUCUGGUGGCGGUGGUUCACCCUUGUCACCUGAAGGAGGUGAAGGUGAAGUCCAGGCCGGCGGCAGGAACCUCGGUCCCUCUGGCGUCCAUCGUGGUGACGGACCAAUCGGGUGCUGAGAUGAAGGUGGUGCUGUGGCGGCAGGCGGCAUUCUGGGCGUUGACCGUGAGUCCUGGAGACAUUCUGCUCAUCACAGGACUCCAGGUGAAUGAAGACCGGUGGAGAGGAGAGACGGUGCUGCAGUCCACCUUCAAUAGCAAGCUGCUGAACCUGGGACGGAUCACAGCCUCCACCGCCCCCCCAGCUCCUCAGCACGUCGACGCCCGCUCUCUCAGCUCUCUGUGUGGCUUUCUUCGGGAGCAGCGCCCCCUGCUGGUGUCUUUGAACCUCCGCCCUCCUCAGGACCUGAGCCGCCUCCCCUACGUCACCCUGAGGUCGCUGAGGGUCAACACACUGGUCCACGUUCUGCUGCAUGUCACACACACACACAUCAGCACAGCUUGGCGCAGUGAGGCGGAGUCUCGCUUCAGGUCAGCGGUUCAACUGCAGGCCGUUGUGACUGUGGAGCAGCCGCAUGGUCAGCAGGGGGCGCUGCUGCUAUGGGGAGGAGCUGUGGACUGGCUGCCUCGCUUCAACAGAGACAGAGCGACUGUCUGGGACUUUCGAUUCCUCCUUGUGAGGGAGGGUUUGACCUCUGACCUGGCCGAGCUGCACUCCACCCCCUGGAGCUCGGUCCGGCCUAUGGACCCUGCUAACCGCCGGGCGCGGUACUUCCUUCAACCGCGGCCCGUCCGAACAGGAAACAGCAGUCUGGAGCUGGACCUCGACACGCUACUUUCUCAGAAAUACAGCGGCGACGUGGAGCUCAGAGUCCAGGUCACCGCCUUCCACUUUGAGGACUCUUCGCCUUCCCAGAAUGCACCUCAGCCGGUCCUGGACAGCUCUACCCCUCUGGAUGGUAUCCUGGUGGUGUUGAGCGGUGACAUCACCUACACCGGCUGCGGUCGCUGCUCCGCCGAACUCGCUACCGAUGCCAACGGCAUCUACGGCCCCUGUUACCCCUGCCUGCCCCACACUGCUGUACGCCGCUACUACAGGUACUACUGCAGGCCAGGUGUGUUGACAGUGAGUGGGCGAGGCAGCCGCCAGGUGCGUGUCCAGGUUCCUCCGGUUCCACUGCAGAAGAUCCUCGAGGCUCCUCCGGAUAAACUCAGCAGAAGCUCAGCUCCAGGCUCGGAGGUGAAGCACAUCCAGGUGGCAGCAGAGAGGAUCCAGACCUUCCUCUCCCUUCCAAGACAAACCUUCGUCAUCACCGUCCGGAGCCACUUCCUGUGCGACGAGAACAGCGUCCCCAUCAGUCAGGACUUCACUCUGCUGGACCUUCAGCCGGCCAGCUGAAGGUCCAGCUGAAGGUCCAGCAGUGAACUGAACUGAUGAGCAGGAUCUUCUUGGUGUUUACAAAAAGUGGGAGGAACGUUCUCAUUGGCUGCAAUGUGUUAUAUUAAUGUAACAAUAUGUCAGUCUUGUUCCUUCAGCUGUGAAAUAAACUUGGAAGCAAAUAAAAAAAAUUAUUCUCAUCACA